Molecule: messenger RNA, 1989 nt
Organism: Hypomesus transpacificus
Lineage: Eukaryota; Metazoa; Chordata; Actinopteri; Osmeriformes; Osmeridae
Gene: psg4
Product: sialoadhesin
Exons: 8
Coding region: 15-1766 (583 amino acids)
Source: RefSeq, a predicted model, not a curated record
GUUUCCAUGUUGCCAUGCUAGCUGGCUCCUAUUCAGUAACUCAACUGCUAGAUGAAAACUGGCACAUUAAAAAAGCAGCUUUGUGGAGAGGCACCCAUGCAUUAUAUCCCACCCCUUCCAUCCCUGAGCGUGUUUCUGCCCUUGUCGGAUCCUGUGUUGUCAUCCCCUGCUCCUUUACACGCCUCACCAUUCACUCUGUAAAGAGCGUGCAUGAAAGAGUCGAUGUUAGGGUGACAUACAGGGACAGCAGGAACUUCUUUUCCUUGCGAAGCAUUGCAUUUAACAGUGCUGAGGGAAACCAGGUGAAUCGUGUCUUCCAGGGACGUACAUCUUUAUGGGGGAACCUAGCAGAUGGAGACUGUUCAGUGAAGAUAGAGAGGGUCACUAUGGAAGACUCCCUUGUGUAUGCGUUGGCACUGAAGAAGAGUGGAGAUUUACACUGGGGAAAAGCAAAAAGCGUCCACUUGCUUGUCUCAAGUACUCCAGAGAACCCAGUAAUCAGUGGCGUGGAGUCAGUAACAGAGGGACAGUUGGUGACCGUCAACUGCACUGUCAACUAUUUCUGCCCCUCCCAACCACCAGCACUGAAGUGGAACUGGGAGAGAGGAGCCCAAGAAAACAGCAGUGUGCCUCGGAGAGUAGAGAAACUCCAAGCCCAGAAGCUUAUGCUCCUGGCUUCUCUCUCCUUUACAGCCACAUCCCACAUCAAGUCCAGGCUGAGAUGUGAGGCAGUGUUUCCAGGAGACCGAAGAGCAUCAGUUGUGAAGCAUUUUCAAGUAACAUUCUCUCCAAAAGAUGUUGAAGUCCAGGUCCUUAGCUUGAUCAUUCGGGAGGGGGCAAAUAUUUUGCUGACCUGUGUCUGUAAGGCUGACCCCCCUGUGUCAAACUACAAUUGGUCCUACACCCUACAUGGAUAUGUUGUCAACCUCCAGCAGCACACAAACACAAUCCGAGUAUACAACGUGACCCGAGAUAUGAGGUUCAGCUGCUCAGCACAAAAUGCGGUCGGCCGGUCAGAAUCAAAGCCCAUCGAUUUGGACAUUCACUACAAGCCCGUUAUUGUCCAUAGAUCCUCCUCCUGUGUGGUAAAGGAAUUUGAGGUGCUGUGUCUGUGUGCAGUUGACUCCAACCCCAGGCCUGCUGUCACCUGGACCGUCAACGGAAGCCUUCCAUCCAGCAGUUACAACACAUCCGUGAUCUCAUACAAUAAGACCCUAGUUGCUGUUAUGAGGGGGCCCAUGGUUACCCCACUGAGAGUGGUCUGUGUUACCACUAAUUCACUAGGCAACGACUCUCACACCUUGCUGGAAGGAGGAGAAGGGACUAGUUCUCUAUUGUGGAGAGUGAUACUUGCGGCCACCAUUUCAGUACCUGUCUUCCUUCUGUCAAUGUUCCUGCUUUGUUGCUGUCACAGAAGGGUCAAAAAACGUGUCCUGAACACCAGACAUCCUUCAGUGUACCCUGGGGAAUUUGAAAUCUACCAGGACCCAAUGCCCCUCUACAUCAACUGCACUGAAGUUACACACAUCUACAACAAUGGCAGCUACCAGCUUGUAUACCAGAACUGCACCCCUCUGUUUGUUCGCUCAAAGCAGAAGCAGCAUAACUCUCUCUGUCAGAUGGCAAGAAGAGAGGGAGAGAGGACAGCAGGUGAGAGGUGGGGAUGGAGAAGGGAGUCAAGAAGAGGAGGACGUAGAGCUUUCAGAGGACCUAGAAACCCCACCUCCACUGACAAUGAAACAGCAAUCUACUUGGAGAUCAUCUGAGUUCACUCAAAUGAUUUACUUCUCAAAUAAGACUGAUAAUCACUAAUAUUUUUUGGCAAUGCAGCACUAACGCUUGAAAUUUUAUUUGUCUGUAUAACUGUAUAUGUCUGUGUAGUGCUAGGUAAUCAUGCAUUUGAGCCACCCUUGCCAAUUUUAUUAGCUAGACAAUCAUCGAAUGUUGAGAUUCUUUGUUUUCUGCAAUAAAUACGGACUGUAUUUUCUA